Messenger RNA from Chrysochloris asiatica (Cape golden mole), 1684 nucleotides. RefSeq names its product ring finger protein 14 (gene RNF14). The record is from RefSeq and is a predicted model, not a curated record. Gene Ontology annotation, molecular function: ubiquitin conjugating enzyme binding; zinc ion binding; ubiquitin protein ligase activity. Gene Ontology annotation, cellular component: ubiquitin ligase complex; cytoplasm. Lineage: Eukaryota; Metazoa; Chordata; Mammalia; Afrosoricida; Chrysochloridae. The transcript has 7 exons. The coding region runs from base 1 to 1425 and encodes 474 amino acids. Gene Ontology annotation, biological process: protein polyubiquitination; ubiquitin-dependent protein catabolic process; positive regulation of proteasomal ubiquitin-dependent protein catabolic process.
AUGUCGUCAGAGGACCGGGAAGCUCAGGAAGAUGAAUUGCUGGCCUUGGCAAGUAUUUAUGAUGGAGAUGAAUUUAGAAAAGCAGAAUCUGUCCAAGGUGGAGAAACCAGGAUCUAUUUGGAUUUGCCACAAAAUUUCAAGAUAUUUGUGAGCGGCAAUUCAAAUGAGUGUCUCCAGAAUAGUGGCUUUGAAUACACCAUUUGCUUUCUGCCUCCACUUGUGCUGAACUUUGAACUUCCACCAGAUUAUCCAUCCUCCUCCCCACCUUCAUUCACACUUAGUGGCAAAUGGCUGUCACCAACUCAGCUUUCUGCUUUGUGCAAACACCUGGACAAUCUGUGGGAAGAAUACCGUGGCAGUGUGGUCCUGUUUGCCUGGAUGCAGUUUCUUAAGGAAGAGACUCUUGCAUACCUCAAUAUUGUCUCUCCUUUUGAGCUCAAGAUGGGUUCUCAGGGAAAAAUGCAGAGAAAGGCAGUGCAAGCCUCACCCAACACAGAACCCGAUUUUGGAGGGGCUGCUGGAUCUGAUGUAGACCAAGAAGAAGCCAUAGAUGAGAGAGCCGUGCAGGAUGUGGAAUCAUUGUCAAGUCUGAUCCAGGAAAUCUUGGACUUUGAUCAAGCUCAGCAGAAAAAGUGCUUUAACAGUAAAUUGUUCCUGUGCAAUAUCUGUUUCUGUGACAAGCUGGGUAGUGAAUGCAUGUACUUCUUGGAGUGUAGGCAUGUAUACUGCAAAGCCUGUCUGAAGGACUACUUCGAAAUCCAGAUCAGAGAUGGCCAAGUGCAGUGCCUCAACUGUCCAGAACCAAAGUGCCCUUCGGUGGCUACUCCUGGUCAGGUCAAAGAGCUAGUGGAAGCUGAGUUAUUUGCCCGUUAUGACCGCCUUCUCCUCCAGUCCACCUUGGACCUGAUGGCAGAUGUGGUAUACUGCCCCCGCCCGUGCUGCCAGCUACCUGUGAUGCAAGAGCCUGGCUGCACCAUGGGCAUCUGCUCCAGCUGCAAUUUUGCCUUCUGUACCUUGUGCAGACUGACCUACCAUGGGGUCUCUCCCUGUAAGGUGACAGCAGAUAAGUUAAUAGAUUUACGAAAUGAGUACCUGCAAGCAGAUGAGGCCAAUAAAAGAUUUUUGGAACAGAGGUAUGGUAAGAGGGUGAUUCAGAAGACACUGGAAGAGAUGGAGAGUAAGGAGUGGCUAGAAAAGAACUCAAAAAGCUGUCCGUGUUGUGGGACUCCCAUACAGAAAUUAGAUGGGUGCAACAAGAUGACGUGUACUAGCUGUAUGCAGUAUUUCUGCUGGAUUUGCAUGGGUUCUCUGUCUAGAGCAAACCCUUAUAAACACUUUACUGAUCCUACUUCCCCCUGCUUUAACCGGUUGUUCCAUGCUGUGGAUGUAAAUGGAGACAUUUGGGAAGAUGAGAUUGAAGAUUAGCUAACUCCUACUGCUCAAGAUAAGGAAGUGCAGUGGUUUCCUUAAUCUUUUUGUUAACUACACAGUUAACUUGAAGGAUAUAUGGGGUACUAUUCAUUCACGCAUCCUAUGUAGAAGAUAUGGAAGAACAAGGUUGAUAUUUUCAUUUUGAUGUUGCUGAGUAAGGCAGAUUCAUAUAUAUCUCAGUGUAACAUAAAUUGAGAAAUUUAUAAGCCAAAGGUUUAGAAAAUGAAAACUAGAGAAUAUUAAAGAUAAUUAU